Messenger RNA from Gekko japonicus, 2534 nucleotides. It is a transcript of the gene MCPH1, whose product is annotated as microcephalin 1. Gene Ontology annotation, biological process: mitotic cell cycle; cerebral cortex development. Lineage: Eukaryota; Metazoa; Chordata; Lepidosauria; Squamata; Gekkonidae. The record is from RefSeq and is a predicted model, not a curated record. The coding region runs from base 1 to 2388 and encodes 795 amino acids. The transcript has 14 exons.
AUGGAGAACGGCGACGGGCAGCCUUUUGCCAAGCUCGCUCUAACAGGUGUUGUAGCAUAUGUUGAUGUAUGGUCAUCCAGUAGAACGGAAAACUACUCAGAAGCUUUUACCCAAAAACUUCUUGAUAUGGGAGCAAAAGUGUCUAAGACUUUCAGCAAACAAGUGACUCAUGUAAUCUUUAAAGACGGACACUGGUCUACAUGGAAUAGAGCACAGAAGGCUGGAAUUAAGCUAGUAUCUGUACUUUGGGUAGAAAAGUGCCGAGAAGUUGGAGCAUAUGUUGAUGAAUCGCUGUAUCCUGCAAGAAAUACUAAUGAAGGUUUACCUCAGCAAAUUAGAAAGCAUAAAUGCAUGCAACCUAGAGACUUUGUUGAAAAAACUCCAGAAAAUGAUUGGAGAUUACAAAGAAAGCUGAAGUCUAUGGCUAAAGAUUUGGAUGUACAGAAAGCAGCAAUAGACAUGGAUAUACCAGUUUUACUAUUUGAAGAUGAUGGUUCACUAUUAUACAGCCCAGCAAGGAAAAUUAAGUAUGAGUGCAGUGCAAUGGAAAGAAGAAUAAAGGACAUGAAGGAGAAAAGAGAAAAUCUUUCCCUUACUGCUUCACAGAUGUCUCAAGUAUCUGGCUCUAGUUCUGUUCAAGCAACACAAGAACCAGUUCUUGCUUCUACCAGCUCAACUUGGGUAUUAGCAGAAGAAGAGAGCGAUGACCCUUUAAACUCAAGCUUCACUAACCUGUGGGGAAACCCUGAAUGCAAGAUUCUUAAAAAGGAAUCUUCCAAAUCUUCAUUUGAAGUUUCAGGUACUCCUGAUGCUUCUACAGCUGCUUUAGGAAGCUCCCCAUUCUUCACAGAUGACUGCAACCAUAUAACUCCAAAACAACCUAGUGGCAAACAUUUACGAAAAAGUCUGAUUCAUCCAAAAAACUUGGACAGGGAUUUGCUUAGCAAAAGUGCUGGAUCUGAAAUACCCUCUCCACAAAAACACAAUGGCAGGAAUGAUCAUCUUCCUCAGGCAAAGAGGUUGGACUGCAGAGGUUCUUCGGAAAAAUUGAUCCAUCUGGAAACUGCUGAAAGUUCCAACAACCACUCACAUUCAGAAAUGGGCACUGAACACGACACUGAUUUCCCUUCAACUAAUCUAACAUUUUCCUCAUUGAAAAGUGAUUGUGUUUUUGGUACCAGACAACAACAGAGACCUAAAAGGAGAUCAAGUUUUAAACCGAACACCUUAGCAUUAUGCAGAAGAGAGUCUCAGGAUGACUUUUUGAAAGCAGUGCUCACUCCUAUUGAGUCCAGCAUAGAUCAAGAUUCUUCGUAUGAAGAUUACUUUUCAUCAUUUAAUUUAAAUAAAAGUAAAGCUAGCCUUCCUUUACCAAUCCUGCAGAAAUUGCAGAGUCCCAGUGGAGUCGUUUACAAAUGUAGCCCUUCGCAAAGUAAGCAAAAGACAGUGUUGCAGAACUCCAGUACAAAGGAGAAAUCUAUGAGCAGCAAGAGGGAAAAAAUGGCUGAGAAUAAUGAGAAUGUUUCCAGGAGUGGCUGCAUGCAGUCUGUAUCUCUUCAUAGUAAAGAGACUGCAGCUUUAAACUACAUGUUGCAGGGUGAAAAAGCAAACACUGUGAAGAGCCCAGACUGUCUUCUGAAUCUUAACAUUCAACAAACGAUGCAUACAACCUUUGCAAAUAGAUGCCAUCCUACAACUGAAGAUGAAAACAAAUUUUACAUCUGUGAUGACAAAGAUGGCUCAUCAGAAGUUCUUCAUAAUCAGGAGGAUGAACCUAAUGAGAAAUUGAAAACUCGAAGAAUCAAAAAGCCACUGAGAACGUUAGUCAUGACAAGUAUGUCUUUUGAGCAGAAGAAUGCAGUUGUUCAGGUGGGAAAGAAAUUGGGAGGCUUUCUGUUUUCAAAUGAAGUGUGUGAAAAUACGAGCCAUGUGAUUGCAGGGAGUCCCCGUCGUACCUUAAAUGUACUUCUGGGAAUUGCACGAGGUUGCUGGAUUGUCAGUUACGAAUGGGUAUUGUGGUCUUUGGAAUAUGGCCAUUGGAUUUCAGAAGAACCAUAUGAACUUUCAGUGGAUUUCCCUGCAGCUCCUAUCUGUCGAGUCCAACACCACCUAUCAAGCAGAGAAUGUCACCAGAAACUCUUUUCAGAUCAGCCUGUAAUGCUCGUCUCUCUUAGUAGCCAGCCACCUUUUGAGAAACUCUGUGAACUGAUACAGCUUUGUGGAGGAAGAGUGUGCAAGAAUCUCCGUCAGGCGGGAAUCUGCAUUGGCAAGUGCAAGGUUGGGAAGCAUAUGGAGGUACAAUGUUUAUCAGAGCAAUGGAUACUAGAUUCAGUCAUCCAGAAUAAGAUUUGUCCUCUUGAAAGUUAUAUAUUUCAGAACAAGGAUUAGGAAUUAAGCAUGUUCAUGCUUUAUUCUAUAAAUGUAAUGGCUUGGAACAUUUUAUAAAGCCAAGAAGAAUGAUUAAAUAUACACAUUAAAAACUCCAUGAACCAAGAAGGGAAAGGAGCCAGUAAGUCUGAGGCCCACAGUCGAUC